CAUUCCUAUUGGUCAUUUCUUCCAUCAUAUGAAUUUCAAUCUUAUUUGAAAAAACAAAGAAAAAACACAGAAUUCCGGUUUAUUAUUCUAGCUGAAAUAUUUAAUAACUGUUGGUAGAAAUGUGUUUUCAUCCAUUCAGGGUUAAUAACUGGCCCUCCAUGACUGCAAUACCAAGGAGAGCCGUUGUAAUUUGUAAAAGGUAAUAGACGGGUCUCAUUAUUGUGACUGAGCUCAGAUAGGUAUUAGUUUUCUGUUACAUGCUUAAUUGUCAUGAAUUUGUUGACACAUCUUACUCAGUGUUUAUGUCGCAUAUGCGUAUGGAGAGAAGUCACAUUAUAUGAAACCAUGAAAAUUACAGCCAUAGCUCAGUAUUUUCUACGGUUUGUGUUAUUUAUCACACGUUUAAUUGUAAUGUAGUCUGCCAUAAAACAAAAACAAACAAUAAAUCUUACAACGUGCUUCCAGACAGAAUGCACUUCGUCCUGGGACAUUUAUUCCCUAAUGUUUGUCUUGCCGGCUAUUGUUUAUGACGCCUGACUCCACCAAUUAAAUGGUUAUCAGUUAGGUUUCAGCCAAUCAUGGCGAAGGGGGCGGAACUAAGAUGCACCCUGAGAGAAAGUUUUGCCUGACAGGCAAAGCACAGGGAAGAAAACCCAGCUAAAUCCACAGUAUCCGUUCCGUAUUCAUCAUUCUUAUUUGUCAGCUUGUUUAUUUCUACAACGCUGCCGCUAUACAGCAGCCACCUGUCAAAAGCAGAAAAGUAACUUCAGCUUUAUCUCCAACCGACACCGUCCAGUAAGCUGUAUAGUGUCCGCUGUUUUUAAAGCGACGCUGAACUGGACUGUUUACAAAUCGUCGUCAACAACUGUCGAGGCACCAGCUACCCUUCACAUUCAAUAGACGGUAGCUUACACAGCAAAAAUUUAAGCAAGAUUAACACACUGUCUGGACCAUGGCAGUUCAGCUGCAGCGCCCCCAAGCGGCUGUGGCCUGUCUGCUGCUGUACUACUUGUCGUCUGGCCUGUCCAUCCCAGACCCCAGGCAGAGAGAGGCUCUCAUACAGCUGGAGUCCUCCAUGCAGACAGGCGGGCAAAUAGUGUUGAAUGAUGCUGAAAAGCGGCUGGACGUUCGUCUGUUUAAAAUGAAGCAGGAGGAGAUAAUGAGAGCAGACUUUCCUCCCACCAUGCAUUUCUUCAAGGCCAGGCACCUCAUCAGGACCAGUCCCAUCUUCAGCCUGCUGCAGAAAAUGCCUAAAGGGGGAGCUCUCCAUGUACACGACUUCUCCAUGGUCGACGUAGAGUGGCUAGUGAAGAAUGUGACAUAUCGGCCGCACUGCUACAUAUGCUUCACUGACAACCAGUCCAUCAGGUUCAUCUUCUCGUCUCAAUUGCCCAAAUCUCUACCACAUUGCUCUGUCUGGACCCUGCUGGAAAACCUCAGGGCCAAGAUGAUCAACUCCACAGAUCUGGACAAUAACAUCAUGGGCAACCUGACGCUGUUCACUGAUCAGGAUCCAGAGGCAGUGUACCCCAGCCAGGAUGUGGUAUGGGGCAGGUUUGAACAGGCCUUCCUUGCACUCUGGGGUCUGGUCACAUAUGCUCCUGUGUUCAGAGAUUAUUACUACCAAGGCCUCACCGAAUUCUACACGGAUAACGUCAUGUAUCUGGAGCUACGGGCUCUGCUCCCCGAGAUAUACGAGUUGGACGGCAGCACUCACGACAGAGCCUGGACUCUGAAGACUUAUCAGGAUGUCACCAGACAGUUCACAGCAGACCACCCAGACUUCUUUGGAGCAAGAAUCAUCUUCACAGUCCACAGGGGAGUAAAUGAAACUGUAAUGACUAGCGUUGUGGAGGAGGCUAUGAAGCUGCAGAGAGACUUCCCAGAUAUCAUGGCUGGUUUUGACCUGGUAGGCCGUGAGGACUCAGGCAGACCACUGUGGUAUUUCAGAGAUGCCCUGUCACUGCCUGUAGAGAGAGGGGUCACGCUUCCUUUCUUUUUCCAUGCUGGAGAGACUGAUCUUCAAGGCACAGAGGUGGACCAGAACUUGUUGGAUGCUCUUUUGUUGAACACUUCACGCAUUGGCCAUGGAUUUGCUCUGCCUCGCCACCCAGUGGCCAGAGAAAUAUCCAGGAAGAGAGGGGUGGCUGUGGAAGUGUGCCCCAUCUCCAACCAGGUGUUGAAGCUGGUAAACGACAUUCGAAAUCAUCCAGCAGCUGCGCUGAUGUCAGAGAACCACCCAGUGGUCAUCAGUUCUGAUGACCCUGCCAUGUUCGGUGCCUCUGGCCUCUCUUAUGACUACUAUGAGGCUUUUGUGGGCUUUGGUGGGAUUAGAUCCCAUAUAGGCUCCCUCAAAGAGCUGGCUAUGAACUCUGUUAGGUAUAGUUCUUUGAACCCAAAGGAACAGGAAAAGGCCCUGGUUCUGUGGCAGAGAAGAUGGGAUAAGUUUGUCUCUGAAAAUUCUUUUUAGAAAGAAAUCUAACAUUUUGAAAUGCUAUCCGGCCUUAAUCUUCCUUUCAGAAUGGAAAGUCUUGACACAUGAAUUAUAGAUGGCAAUAGGAUAUGUAAACAGUGCACAAGCAGGUUUGUGGUCGGCACAAAUAUGGGUCAGCAAAGCUACUUUGAGAUAACAAUGUGGAGCUGCUGUGUGCGAGUGUGAGAUAAGUCCUGCAAAACAAGGGACAUUACUUGAACUACACAGAUGAUGUAUCCUCAAUCAAAAGGAAUCUUAUGUCUAGUUUCAUUUAGGAUUUUUAAAAAUCUAUUUGAAUGUAUUUGCACUUUAAGAUUCAGGUUUGCCUAUGUACAAUAACAGUGCCAGACAGCUGUGUUAACUGUUGAUGUGCUGAAUGCUGUAUGAUUUCUCUUUGUACAGUCGUGUGGUUGUGCUUUGUAAUAUGAUAAUAGGUAGAUUGUUAAAAUGCAUGUUUUUUUUACUUGAAUGUCAUUUUUUUUUUUUAGAUUUUUAGCUGUUAUGGAUUAAGUUGAUCUUAUAUCACAUUUUAUGAAGAUUCAUAUGAACAAUCGUCAGGAUCAUCCAGACAUUUAAAAGCUGUGAACUGUCCAAACUAAAUUUGACUUGAUGAUUAAAAGGAACUGAUAAUUAA
Molecule: messenger RNA, 3107 nt
Organism: Thunnus maccoyii (southern bluefin tuna)
Lineage: Eukaryota; Metazoa; Chordata; Actinopteri; Scombriformes; Scombridae
Gene: ada2a
Product: adenosine deaminase 2a
Exons: 10
Coding region: 953-2470 (505 amino acids)
Biological process (GO): inosine biosynthetic process; adenosine catabolic process
Molecular function (GO): adenosine deaminase activity
Source: RefSeq, a predicted model, not a curated record